CCGUGUGCGCCAGCCCGUGGUGGUGUCUUGCCAUGUCCGCGUCCGUCGCUGUGUCGCUGUCUAUUGCCAUCCAAAGCCGGUCUCGACGUUAUAACCCGACCCGCGCCUUCCGGGUCGUCCGUUUCGAGUCCCUCGUCGUUUCGGCAUCCCAUCCCACUUGAUCUGCAUCUCUCCAGCCAAUCCCUCCUCUCCGUCAAAUCAUGAGCUCCAGGCAGAAAAAGUGGGAGUCCACCGCCGAGGUCUGGGGAAAGUACCAGUCCAUCACCACCGCGUUUAUUCUCAUCGAUGGUGGUGUCCACAGUCUCUUCUACUCCUGGCCCUUGGUCGACAGCCUCCGCAGCCUGAUCCCGUCGUUUUUCACCCCAUUCAGCAUCCCCGGCGUGGCUGCCAUCGUCUUUGGCGUGCUCCUCCUCCUCCUCGAGACGCUGCCGUUUCUCAAGCCUGUCAACGCCGCCAUGAACUUUUGGCCAAAGAUCAUCCUCUUUCUCCUCGCCGGCGCCUUUGUCAUCCUCCAGUUCUCCAACAUCUGGGGUGCCUCGGCCCUGCUCAUCACCUCCAUCACAUUCGGAAUCGCUGCGUUUUCCAAGGAGCCGCCUCGUGAAGACCGGGGCCGGAAGUAGAUGAUCUUGGCUGCUGGUGCCAUUGUCGCUGUCGUGAAUCUGCCUCGCCAGAAGCCGAGUUCGGACUCUUCAAGCAGCACGGAUGCGCCUAUUGUCAGCAAGGCUCCAGCAACGGAUAUCUCCAAGCGCCGUCCAAACAGCAAAGUACUCCUGUGGUGUACACAUUGCCAAACAACGUCUGCUUCUACGCAGCCCGAUUUUGCUCUCGAUUUUCUGCGCUCGUUGAACUCGCGCUCUCCCACCUUCUGCCAUGUCCCUUUUUGUACACUUUGCGCCCAUGCACCGACCUUUGCGCCAGCAACACUACUGGUGGGUGUGCUGGUACGGUGCUGGUACGGU
Molecule: messenger RNA, 959 nt
Organism: Polychytrium aggregatum
Lineage: Eukaryota; Fungi; Chytridiomycota; Chytridiomycetes; Polychytriales
Exons: 2
Coding region: 201-620 (139 amino acids)
Source: RefSeq, a predicted model, not a curated record